AUUUAAUAACAGAGCACUUUCACUUCCAGUAUCCGCCGCCCGGGGGAGGAGGCUGUGACUUCCCUCCCUGCACCUAUCGCCAGCAGCAGCAGCACUGUGCCAGGCACUGACAUCCUGCACAACAGCGCCGGCCGGUCCAGCCAGGGUGCCCGAAUCCUACUCCGGACCCUGCUGCAUGCUGUACCGCUGCUGCUGCCCGGGAGUAUGGGGACUCGCCCAGAUGACAUGGAGCUGAACGGGCGGCUGGAUGAGACAGCCCACCUACAGGAUGGGGAGGUUGUACCUGUACGUGAAAGAGGCAGAAGAAACUUGAACAUAAAUCAUUACGCCAAUAAGAAGAGUGCAGCAGAGAGCAUGCUGGAUAUUGCCCUCCUGAUGGCCAACGCUUCGCAACUGAAAGCUGUAAUGGAGCAGGGACCCACAUUCUCUUUUUAUGUCCCCCUCAUCGUUUUGAUCUCCAUAUCGCUCGUCCUCCAGGUUGUGGUUGGCGUGCUGCUCAUCUUCAUCGUAAAGUAUGAUCUUAACAAUCCUGCCAAACACGCCAAACUGGACAACCUUAACAAUGCUGCUACAGGACUUGUAUUCAUCAUCGUGGUGGUCAAUGUGUUUAUUACAGCAUUUGGUGUCCAAAAACCAGCAGAGGCUCCAACAAAACUAUAAAGCAUAACAUAACAUGAGUUAUACUCAAGGAAUAUAAAGUGAGGAUUUGUCUGUGUGUUCUGUGAUGUAACUGAUCCAACAUGAGAUACAUUCGGAAUGAUAAAUGUCAGUUCUGAAAACAUUACAGUUUUCCUACCUUUCACCGGAUAUGGAUCCACAGAAGUUUUGCACUCUUUGGAUUUGCCCCUAAAACAUAUUCUGAGAUGUUUGUUAACUAGAAUGCAAGAACUGCGGAACAAAUAUUUACUUUGCUUUCCUAGAAGUCAUCUAAGUAAUUCUGCUGUCCAUCAGGUAUUUGGAGCGUUCUGGAAUAUCGGUGCAAGCAUCAGGAAACGGGAAUACUGUGGAUUUUUUCAGUACUGACCAAGGGACAUUUAAUUAAAUUCUCUAUAUACUGUACUGAAAUUAUAGUUAAAUAUUUGUUGUAUUGUCCCAACACUUAAGUGUCUUCCACCACAAUAAUAAUCCUUUUCCUUAAAAUGUAGAAGAGUUGUUUUCAACAUAUGGCCCUCCAGCUGUUGUGGAACUACACAUCCCAGAAUGCCCUGCCACCGGUUUAGCAUUCCCUAAUGGCAAAACUGUGGCAGGGCAUGCAGGGAUGUGUCGUUUUACACCAGAUGGAGGGCCGCAUGUUGGCAAGACCUCAUGUAGAACAAACUGGAGCAUGGUCCUGAAAUGGUUCACUGCAUGCGCCUCCACUAUGUAACUUUAUGGUGCUGAUGUGGACUCCUCUAUGCUGGAACAUUAUUAUAGAAUAUAAUCACUGUGUAGCAUUAUUCCAGAUGCUGUAACCAUGUAAUUCCAUGAUGUAAAUGCAUCACAGCUGGCAGCAUAAGUCAUAGCAUGUUUUUUUUAUUCAGUAAAUUAUAUAUUUAAAAAAAAUAUCUAUUUUUAAAUUAAUUAGCAAAUAAACAUGAGCAGGUCAUGGUAUUUUUAAAUAGUUAUAUAUUGAGCAAAUAUGAAACAACAGUUUUUGAGUGUAGAAUCGCCGCCAUUGCCUGCCAGUAGAGUAGUGAAUCGGAUAAUGAAUAGCUAUUAAGGGGAUGUAGAUAUAUGACCGGCGGUUAGGAGACCGCCAGUCACAAUACCAACACCUACAUCCCUCCCACUCAAAAUCCCGACAGUCGGCAUGCCGACUAGCAGGGACUGUUCGACCCUUCUCCCCUUGCUGGCAUUCUAAUCCCCUAUACAUAUUCUGCAAUUUUAUUAAUUGAUUUUGUUGCUUUAGAUUAACUUUCCCAGAAUUACCAUAUCCACGAGAUCCAAUAGUAUCGGUUAGUUUCAUCACGGUAGCUUCAGAUAGGUUUUGAUUGGGCACAGGGUUAAGUCCCAUGGAUAAAUUAGUGCAGUAGUCCAUUUAUCUAUAGCGAUCCAUUUGACUUGCCUACAGAAUGAUGAAGGACCACAAAUUCUGGGUUCGAUCAAACCAGCAGCUUCUCUUUUUGAGUUCCAAAUACAAAAACAGAUGAAGGAAAUGGUGUGACACAGAGAACAUUUUAUUUCCGUCAACCCACAAGUUCUGUCCACACUAACAGCAAGGAAAGCACAGGUGUGCAUAAUUUUUACGCGGUCAACUCUGCCAUGUAUUUCAUUGCUGUCAGUGGUAUACGGAGCUUACAUUAUAAACAUUGUUUGAUCUCUAACCAGCACUGUUCUCCUUUGAAUAUUUCUCAGUCUGCCUUAUGUAUAAAAUACUACUCUAAGGAGACAUUAAGGCCAUUUCUGUAUUCCCAGGGGUGAGUUAACCACUGAAGUGUUGAAAAACACUCAUGUAAUAUAAUGCAACAGAGUAAACACAUUGUAAAAAAAAAAAAAAGCUCUGCAUUUCCAGAAAAAAAUAACAGACCUGUAUUAUCUGUCAAAAGCAUUUCACAUUUAGGAAAAAAGGAAGAUUAGAAAAACAUCAGCGCUCAGUAGGUCUGCCCUUCUUAAAGGUGAAAUGUAAUGUGCACCCUGCUUGUGUCCAGUUUUGGGUACGGUGAUAUACACAGAUAUAUAAUUCCAUGUAAGGGUGCGAUAUAUUUUGUGGACAUUCACAGUGUCAACAUGGUCAUAAUGGCGACAUGCAGUAUAUUGACUGACCACGUUAACAUUCAUCAUGUUGACAUAAUUAGAAUGUCAACAAAACAACCCUGGUUGUUUAGCAGUCACCUGGUAUGGUGUGUACGUCGGCUUUAGUGUUGUCUUCCAAGUCUGGCUGGGAUCUGAUGAUCCAGUGGAUCCAGAUCCAACAGCUCUUCCAGUGGUGAGUAUGCCUAACCUGCCCUCCCGAACCCAAACCUAACCUCCGCUCCCGUAGUCUAACCCUAACCUCCGCUCCCGUAGCCUAACCUCCGCUCCCGUAGCCUAACCAUAACCUCCCCUACCAUAGCCUAACCCUAUCCUCCCCCUUCCCGUAGCCUAACCUUAUCUCCUGUAGCCUAACCAUAACCUCCGCUACCAUAGCCUAACCCUAUCCUCCCCCUUCCCGUAGCCUAACCUUAUCUCCUGUAGCAUAACCCUAACCUCCCCUCCCAAAGCCUAACCCUAACCUUAUCUCCUGUAGCAUAACCCUAACCUCCCCUCCCGUAGCCUAAACCACCAAUGCCGGCCCUUGCAGAAUGUCUGCAUAUUACAUAUCGAUAUUUGAACAUUCUGCACAUGCCAUCAUGUUCAGUGUUGACAUUUUCACCACAUCUGCCAUGUCAGUUGCCGUCACUGUACACAAUGGAACCAGGGUAAUUAAUUACGCUGUCCGGUCUCUAGGUUCACCACACUUAGGUCGACACUGUCUAGGUCGACUACUAUUGGUUGACAGUAAGUAGGUCGACAUGACAAAAGGUCGACAUGGAGUUUUUCACUUUUUUAAAUAAUUUUUUUUAACUUUUUCAUACUUUACUAUCCACGUGGACUACAAUUGGGAACGGUAACCUGUGCCGAGCGCACCUUGCCUGAAGCAUGGCGAGCGGACAUGGUGCACUAAUUGGAGUUCCUGGUUGCUGUAUGGAGAAAACUACACCCAAAAAAGUGAAAAAAACUCAUGUCGACCUAGAAACCAUGUCGACCUGCUUACUGUCGACCAAUAGUGGUCGACCCUACAUACCACACCCAUUAUUUACACAAUAGAUUUGGAAUAAGUCAGAAAUGUACCAGUUUGUAUAUUUAGCUCAUUAUGCCACUAUGAUAAAUUAUACUAUACGUACUGUUACAGAGAUAUCUAUGCAAAUCAUGACCGCUGUAUUCACUGUACAAUAUUACGUACUAUAUGUAUGGCAUUCUCAAGAUUUUUAGAGCGAUCGGUCAAAAUUAAAUAAAAUCCCCAUAUGCAUCAUUUGUUUUUGUUAGAUACAUUCUACUUAUAUUGUUUUUACUUGUAUAGUUUAAUUUUCUAAUGUCUACUCUUUAGAAGAGUGUAUCUAACAUGUACUGUGAAAGAAAUCCUCUCCUGUCUUUGUUUAGGUGGCAGGCUGACUCUACCUAUCGUCAUGUUAUCAUCCAAAGAAAAACUGAUUUACAUUGUACAGCAAGAAAACCCAAAGAGUGUAUCUAACCUACAAAUUAGGAUAUUUAUUUAGUUUAAAAGACACUUACAUUUUGAAAGACAAAUCCUUCAAGGAACUCAGUCACCAUUGGAAAAUGCACAGCAUGUUCACAAAAGUGAUUUAAUAGAGGGAUGUGUAUCAAGCCUUGGAGAGAGAUAAGGUAACCGUCAGUCACUGUCACUUUACAGGCUGUGUUUGAAAAAUGACAGGAGCUGAUUGGUUUGUACCUUAUCUUUCUUCGUGGUUUGAUACAUCUCCCCCUUGAGGUGUGUACACACGGUGAGAUAAAUCUGUAAGAUUUUGACUAUAUAGUCAAAAUCAUAAGGAAAGUUAGUGCAUAUCUCUAGGCAGCUUGCGAUACCAAUUCGAUCCCGAUGCGCACUCCCGCGGGGUCGGUAUCGCAAGGCUAGAUAGACUGUGCAGGCUAGUCAAUCUUGACUAUCUAGUAUAAAGUAUAGUCAACAUUGGCACUUAGUCAAAAUCAUACAUAGACAAAAUCGAAAGUACAGAUAGUGAAAUCUGUGCUAUCUGGGCUCUGGGAGAGUUCAAGAGAAAUCACAUAUUGUAGUCAAAAUCAGGCAUAACAAGGAUCUCGCCGUGUGUACACACCUUUUAUACAGAUGUAGUUAUUUCUAUAACUGUGGUCUUACCAUUGUGCUGCUGUACAUAACCAUUACUGUUCCACUGCUGAUAAACAACUGGUAGAGCACAGUACUAGCUUCAUCAUUUAUUCCUUUAGCAUUAUGUGUCAAUGACAGAAGUAGAAGGUAGGUGUUUAUGUUUCAGAUUGACCAUAAGCCUGUAGUAAAUUAGUAGCAAUGUACUUUUAAGGUAACCUAACAUCAAGAAUUUCCUGUUCACCUCUAUGCGGUGAAGGAGAAACCUGCAACGUAUGUGGCCGUAGGAUGCUGGCAAAACGGUUGGAACACAGGCACCUCUUUGUUGUCGCCAGUAAUUAAAUUACAGGCUAAACUUUCAUGGGGAUUUCCAGAUUGAGAGCAUUAUCAGCCCAUAUAUAAAUAUAUGUAUUUGUGUAUGUAUAUAAUCUGUCGGUGCUUGGAAUAUCUUGCAAACACAAUGUAUACACUGAAAUAUAGAUUGGAUAGAAUAUAUAUUUAGGUUUGUUGCACUUGUAGAUAUGCAAAGAAUAGAUUACUUUUUAUGACCAAUUUAUAUAAAACCACUUGUAUUCUAUGCAUUUUAUAUAUGCUUUGUUUAAAAAAAAAUAUUGUUUUAUUAAAGUCUUUUUUGCAGAA
Messenger RNA from Pseudophryne corroboree (corroboree frog), 5437 nucleotides. RefSeq names its product ninjurin 1 (gene NINJ1). The record is from RefSeq and is a predicted model, not a curated record. NCBI's taxonomy places the organism in Eukaryota, Metazoa, Chordata, Amphibia, Anura, Myobatrachidae. The coding region runs from base 205 to 660 and encodes 151 amino acids. The transcript has 4 exons. Gene Ontology annotation, cellular component: membrane. Gene Ontology annotation, biological process: tissue regeneration; cell adhesion.